Molecule: messenger RNA, 488 nt
Organism: Cyprinus carpio (common carp)
Lineage: Eukaryota; Metazoa; Chordata; Actinopteri; Cypriniformes; Cyprinidae
Product: spectrin beta chain, non-erythrocytic 1-like
Exons: 2
Coding region: 15-395 (126 amino acids)
Biological process (GO): actin filament bundle assembly; actin cytoskeleton organization
Cellular component (GO): cell projection; plasma membrane; cortical actin cytoskeleton
Molecular function (GO): actin lateral binding
Source: RefSeq, a predicted model, not a curated record
GUGAGCAGUAAGUGAUGCAGGCCUGGAAAGAGCUCCUUGUUGCAUGUGAGGGCAGCCGUGUGCAGGUCACCACAGUAACCGAUAAGAUCCAGUUCUUCGCUGUGGUGCGGGAACUAAGCAUGUGGAUGGAUGGAAUAAUGGGACAGAUUGGCUUAACUGAUGAUGCCAGGCGUGGGUCUUGGUGUUGGGCGGGUCCUUGUGUACGUGUCAGGGACCUCUCUGUGCUGGAUGGCAUGAUGUCCCAACAUCAGAAUCUGAAGAGUAAAAUAGAUAACAAGAGCAAGAACUUUGUGCAUUGCGUGGAGAUGGGAAAGAUGCUGCUCGCUGCACGCAACCCUGCAGCUGAAGAGGUACACACAAACUCAAACACUGAACCCUCUAUGUGCACGCCUUAAAAUGUGCAAACACAUACAUGGAACUAAAGUUAACCCGAUAAGCUUAACUUUCUUUUAAUUACUAUGUAAUUUAAAAAGCUACAGAUAUAUUUA